Messenger RNA from Mesorhabditis spiculigera, 4599 nucleotides. Lineage: Eukaryota; Metazoa; Nematoda; Chromadorea; Rhabditida; Rhabditidae. The record is from the annotation of a GenBank genome assembly.
AUGUUCAAGGGGCUAAAGUCAAAACUUGAGGAUGAGGCCAAGAAGCUUCAAGCGACCGUACAGUCUACUGUAGCACAAUAUGGAGACUCGCUCUCACAACAAGUCGCUAAUAUUCGAGCGCCAGGCAGUGACGCCGGAAGUGAAGCCUCAGCCAGUAUCAGCCGCCGAUUCUUCGGAGGUACCUCCAGAGCCGAUGACGACCAUGCGACACCCAACCACUCGGUUGGUGGGGCAUUGAUGGAAGAGGUGUCGGAAGGAGACCUGCUCGGGCUCGAUCUACCAAGAAGAGAAAGGACACUGUCUGGAGGAUCUAACCAUUCUAAUGAGAGCUCUUUCUCUACCCUGUUCUCGAGUGUACCAGGAAUGGCAGCUUCUGCCCUAGAAGUGAUAGAUUCCGAUCAAGAAUCUACUAUGGAUGGGCAGAGCUCCUCUGUGGUUAGCAGUGCAUCGAAAGAACAGAUUUCCUCGAUCCUGAAAAAACUGCAGGGAAGAGCGGGAAAUUAUAAGGCUCGAUAUCGCGAUCUUGUCAAGCAGUACAACGAAGUUGUCACUGAAAAUAACAAUUGCCGGACGGUAUUGGCGCAGACGCAAGACAAGGCGCUGGAUACCAUCAAAAAGCUCCGAACCGACAAGAAGACGUUGGCAGAGAAGCUGAAAGGAGAGGUCGAUCAAGCUGGCGAGACCCAAAAACGGCUCGUGAAAUAUGAGGAUAUGCUGAAGAAAUGCACAGAAGAGAUCAAGAGGAAUCGAGCGAAGAUUGCGGAGCUCAGUGAAGGAGGGGAGAAGCUGAUUACAGUCGAUGGAGAAACUGGCGAAAACAAGUCCGCAAACGAAUGGAAGAGUCGGAUAAAUGAAAUUGAGGAGAGCUGGACAGAGAGGGUCAAUAAGAUGGAAGCCGACGCAGCUAUCACGCUUGCUCAAUCAAAAGCUGAUAUGCAUGUAGCGCUCGAAAAUAAGGACCGCGAAGUGGAAUUGCUGAGGUCAAAGUGCAAAACCCUUGAAAUCCAAGAUGGGCAGGCGAAUGAGAGAUGGCAAAAGAAGGUUGACGAGCUGAAGGGCGUAAUUUCUUCCCUUGAAAUAGAAAAAUCAGAAAUGGUGGAGAAGUUGAGUGAAGCAAAGGUCCAGGGAGUGAAAGCUGUGCGGGACGAGGAAGAAGCUUUGAGAAAAGAGCUGGAGGAGAAGCUGGAAGAACUGAAGACAUCAAGUGAGAAGGAGGCAGCUGAUCUCAAGGCAGAACUUGCAAAUUUGAAAGAAUCCGCUUCACUAAUUGAUAUCGCUCCAAAUGAAGAUGCUAUUCGAGAAAAGCUUACACAGGAAUUCGACGCUACACGGGAACAACUGGAAGAGAAGUUCAAACAGCAGAUCGGUGAACUAGAAGCACAAAACCAAGAGCUCCAACAACGCCACGAAUCACUUGAAAAUGAACACAAAGAUUUGAUCUCUCAACUCCAGCAGCAACUGGACGCGGAGAAGAAGAAUUUCGCCGAAAAAUCUGCUGAAUUCCAAGCUUCGGAACAGCAAUGGAAAGAAGAAAGGGAACGUCAUGCUCAGGGAGCAAAAUUGGAGGAAGAAGCUUUGAAGAUCCAGCUACAGAAGCUAGAGAAAGUUCGGGAGACGCAUGAGAGUAAUGCUGCCAACUUGGAGGCGGAGCUCGAGAAGCUGCGUCAAUCAGCAGCUGAGGCAGCCCUUGCGCCAUCCGAGGACAAUAUUCGAGAAAAGGUUGAGCACGAAUUUGAGGAAAAGAUUCAAUCCUUGGAGGAGAAGCAUCAGUUGGCAAUUGACGAGCUUAAGAAAUUACUAGCUGAGCGUGAAGAAUCCGAGCUCAAAUUCAAAGCUGAGCAGGAGAAACUUAUCGAAGAUUUGAAAGAGGAACAAGAGACAAACAGGGGAAAAAACGCAGAGCGACUCCAAGCCAUUGAAGCUCGAGAAGAGGCUUUGAAGCAGAAGAUUGCGCAGCUUACGGAAGAGAAAGAAACUGUAGAAAAACAGCAAAGGGAGGAGCAACAGCAGGCUGCGGAGUUGAGGUCAAAGUUGGAGAAGGAGUUCCGGGAGGCAAAGAAUUCGAUAGAGUUGCUGAUGGUGAAGAGCGAUGCCCUCCACGAAGAAAAAGACGAGGUCGAAAACCUGAGGAGAAUGCUCCAAGAAAAGCAAACUAAGAUCAACGAGCUAGAAGAUGACCGGGAAAAGCUGAGAAAAAUGCACGCUGCGCUGACGCAGGAGCUUGAGGACGCCAAGAAACAAAAGGAAAUCGUUGACGAGAAAAUUCACGACUUGGGAGCGAGCCUGGAAAAUGCGCAGCGAGAAUUGGAUGAAGAAAAAGCCAGACUAGCAGAAGAAAAGCGGAAGUUUGAGGAGAAAGAUGAAUACGCAUCGGAGAGAGAUCAACAAUUGGAGGAUAAGCUACAAGCCCUCGACCAAUCUGGCGAGCAGAUCCGGAAGCUGGAAGCGGAAAUCGUUAAUCGUGACGCUAAAAUAGCAGAAUUACAAGCAGCUCAAGGGGAGCGAGAAGCUUUUGAAUCCGACUUUGCGGGACAGAAGCAAGCCCUUCAGAAGAAACUGGAAGAAGCUGAAGAAAAGCGGAAAGAAAUGAGCUCCACGCUUAAAGCUGAAAUCGAUAGCUUGCGAACGGAAUCGAUGGAAAAAGAUCAAGAACUAGAAAAGUUGAGAAGGAGCAAAGAAGAGCUGAGAAGUGAAUUAGAAAAUGCUAAAUUGGAUCAUGAGCGGCAGAUGGACGAAGAUUCGGAAGAUAAGGGGCUGCUAGUUCGCCAGCUGCAUGAUUUUGGGGCUCAACAACAGGCAUCCGCGAGGAAAAUUGAUGAGUUAGAAGCUGAAAAGACGGACCUAGCGAAAGAACUAGAAGCGCAUAAAAUCGAAAUAGAGAAACUGAAAUCUAACCAAGGUGAAGGAGAAGCCCUGGCUCAAAAAAUUGAAAAACUCGAAGGCGAACUCGAAGCGUCUGCCUGGAAAGUCGACGAGUUAGAAGUUGAAAAAACGGAUCUAGCAAAAGAGUUGGAAGCUAAUAAGAUCGAACUAGAGGGACUAAAAUCAAGCCAAGAAAAAGCGGAAGCUCUUGCUCAAAAGAAUCAAGAACUUGAAGCUGAACUACAAACUCUAGGCGAAAAACUGCAAAGCCAAGAGACGGCUCAACUACAAAAAAGCGAGAAUCAGGGGCAAGCAACGAGGGUUCGCGAACUCGAGGAACUAGGCGACAGAAUGCGCGCAGAGUUUCUGCACAAGGAAACGAUGCUGACCUCUUUGAGAGCGGAAAUUGAGCAGCUGCGCGGUCAAGUUCCAGCUGGAGAACAAGCACAAAUUCAAGUGGAAAAAUUGAAGGAAAAACUGCACGAAUUUGAGCACGAAUCGAACGAAUUGAAAGCUAAACUUGAAGAAAAAGCUCGAAAAUUACAAGAAGCGGAAGAAACCCUGAAAGCCAAAGAGGAUUCUCAUCAAUCAGAGAAAAAUGAGGAAGAAAAGAUACGACAGCAAUACUCCACCGCCCUCGAGACCCUACGUGAAAAUGAAGGACGAACCGAAGAACGAGCGCGACAUGCCGAAUCUGAGCUCCAACAGCUUAAGACCCAACUCUCCUCACUUACCACAGAAUACAGCGACUACCGCAGUAAACAAGAACAGGAACAAGCCGAACUGGUUUCCGACCAGAAAAAGAAGGCUGAAGCGGAACUGGCUAGGCUGAAAAACACCUUCAGUGAAGAGGCAGCGGCCAAUAAAUCACAGCUCUUGCUCAAGGUGGAUGAGCUCAACAAUGAGUUGACCGAGAAGGAGAAGAAGCUCGUCGAGUUUAGGAUCGAGAAAGCGAAGCUUGAGCAACAACUCAGUGGCGAGGGUGAGCUUCGACAAGAGUUGGCAGAGGAGCGGGAGAAAGCUGAAAAGCUGAAUUCUCAAAUCAAAUCGCUGUCCUCAAAGCUGGAAGAAGCCGGGAGAUAUGAGAACGAGGUGCAGAGCUUGAAGUCGGAGAAAGAGAGCUUGGCCUUAGAAAAGGAGGAGCUGGCAGCAAAGGUGUCUGCGCUAGAGGACGAAAAAGCUGAAGUCAACAAGAAAGUAGCUGCCAAGCAAGACCUGGAGUCGAAAAAGGUCGUCCGUGAGCUCCAACGCGAAGUGAAGCAACUCUACGAAGACGUCACCAAAAAGAGCUCUGCACUUGAUGAAGCCAAGGCAAAAGUGAAGGAGCUUGAGGACAAGUUGAAAGACCUCGAAGCUUCUGCCAGCACUUCGCAGAAGCCAGCCACAAACGGAGAUAAUUACGCUGAGGAAGAGCUGAUUCAGCUUCGAUCUCGGUUGAAUGAGGCUCAUCGAGAAAUUGAUGGGUUGCGGGAGAAUCGGAGCAAGAAAAUAAUCCACCAUCACGAGAGUAUGGAAGAGGGUUUUGCGCAGCCGACAGAAGCUGAGUACCUACGAAAUGUACUUUAUCGAUAUAUGAACGAACGGGAGACACUUGGAAAGGAGGUCGUUACCCUUGCCCGAGUCAUCGGCACCGUCGCCCGCUUUUCCAAGACACAACUUGAUGACGUUGUGGCAAAAGAAGAGGGCCGCAUCGCCUCUUGGGGGCAAGCCCUCGCCGGUGUCACUGGUGCAAAACAU